Miscanthus lutarioriparius is the source of this 3354-nucleotide messenger RNA. The record is from the annotation of a GenBank genome assembly. NCBI's taxonomy places the organism in Eukaryota, Viridiplantae, Streptophyta, Magnoliopsida, Poales, Poaceae.
AUGGGCCGCGCCGCGACUCCAGCCCCCGGGGCCCAGUCCUCCCGGUUGCCGCGCGCCGUCUCGAGGCUGCGGCUCGUGCUUCGCUCCUCGGAAGCGGCGGCGAGGAGCGGCGGCGAGAGAUGGAUGGGGUGCUUCCGGCCGGCGACGGCGCCGGCCACCGCGGCGGCGGCGGUGAAGGAGGCGAAGAAGGGAAAGCGGCCGGAGGUGGAGGUGGAGGUGGAGGUGGAGGUGGAGCCGGCGCGCGGCGGAGGGGAGGACGUGUGGAGCGCCGGUGCUGAUGCCGAAGUGGCGCAGGGUGGGGCGUUCCCCGAGCACCUCGUCAUCAUGGUCAAUGGCCUCGUCGGGAGCGCGGACGAUUGGAAGUUCGCCGCGGAGCAGUUUGUGAGGCGGAUGCCGGACAAGGUGAUCGUGCACCGAAGUAAAUGCAACUCUGCCACUCAAACAUUUGACGGUGUUGACUUAAUGGGUGAAAGGCUAGCAAAUGAGGUUCUAUCAGUUGUAGAGCAAAGACGAGGUGUGAAGAAAAUCUCGUUUGUGGCACAUUCUCUUGGUGGGCUUGUUGCCAGAUAUGCUAUAGGAAGGCUCUAUGAACCUAAUAGUAGAAGUAAAUCAUCUGGGGGCAGAGAUGAUGUUGAGCACUUGGAGGGUCACAUUGCUGGUUUAGAACCUAUGAAUUUCAUAACAUUUGCAUCACCACAUUUGGGUUCAAGUGGAAACAAACAGCUACCUUUUUUAUGUGGCCUGCCUUUCCUUGAGCGAAGAGCUUCAGAAACUGCACAUUUGAUUGUUGGGAGAACCGGAAAGCAUCUAUUCCUUACAGACAAUGAUGAUGGUAGACGCCCACUCCUCCUUAGAAUGGUUGAUGACUCUGGUGAUUUACAGUUCAGAUCAGCGUUGCGUUCUUUCAAACGGCGCGUAGCAUAUGCUAAUGCCAAUUUUGACCAUAUGGUUGGAUGGAGAACAUCAUCAAUCCGACGUCAGCAUGAGUUGCCAAAGCAUCGUCUUCUUGUUCGUGAUGAAAAGUAUCCACAUAUUGUUUAUGUUGAAAAGGAAGUUACAGACAACAACGGAACAGAAGCCCAUGCUGAUCUUUACGAUCCAGAAGAGGAGAUGAUAAGAGGCCUUACGCAAGUUCCAUGGGAACGUGUUGAUGUGAGCUUCCAGAAAAGCAGCCAAAGAUUAGUUGCGCAUAACACAAUUCAGAGCCCAUUUAGAGUGCCUGUACGGGACGUCCAGCACCUUCCCGCACCGCCAUGGGGCGUCGUGCGAGGCUCCGAGCACCGAACCCAUCUGUCCCCUACCAAAUUGCAAAAUCCCCAAACCCCCGUGCCCGGACCCAAACUCCGCGCCGCUCCCGUCUUCGUUCUCUCGCCCAGCCUAGCCUCGUCUCCAUGGCGGCCACCGCCUCCAACCCGUUCCCGUUCCCCUCCCGCCGCCCGCCGGACGACAGCCUCUUCUACGCCGUCUACCCGCUACCACUCCCCAGCGGCCUCCCCGCGCCCGCGCUCCACGCCUCGCUCCAGUCCCUCCACCUCUCCCUCCUCUCGCACCUCGCCCCCCUUCCUCUCCUCCCACCUCUUCCACCGCGACCCCUUCACGCUCUCCCUCCCGGCGGACCCGGCCGCCCCCUGCGCGCUCUGCGCCUCGCCGCCCGUGCCCCACCUCCACGGCGCGCUCCGUUUCGGCGACUCCCUCCCCGACGAGUGGCUCGCCGUCUCCCUCCUCUUCGCGCUCACCCGCGCCUUCCCCGACGUCGCGGCCCGCGCCUGGGACUCCGACGGGGAGUUCCUCCUCAUCGAGGCCGCCUUCGCGCUCCCGCGGUGGCUCGACCCGGAAUCCGCCCCCAAUCGCGUCUUCAUCUUCCGCGGAGAGCUCCACAUCCUGCCGCCCUCCCUCUUCCCCGAGACGCCGUCGCUGGAAGCCGCGCUUGCCGCCGUCUACGACGACUCCAUCGAUACCCGCGCCGCCGACGCCAUCCAGGCGGCCAUACAGCGCCGCAUCGCUGGGCUGCCCGAGAGGGCGGCGGAGAACCUACACACGGCACGCGUUAUCGUCCCGGCGCCCGUGGCAAAGGUGCUCAAGGAGGAGCCAUGUCUGAUCGCGCGUGCCGUCGAGGGUUUCUACGACCGGGACAUAGACACCAUGAAGCAUGCGGCGAGGAUGGACAAAUUCCUCAAAGGGCCUGGUGGGGAGGGGGUUGAGAUGGUGAGAACCACGGUACGCAUGACGCGGGCAAUGUACGCACAGCUUGUGCAGCAGAACUUUCAGGCUCCCAGGGGGUACCCGAUGCCUAGGAGGGAGGAGGGGCCUGAGAAAUGGAUUGAGGCAGAGCUGGGGAUGAAGAUUGCCUGCGGGUUCGAGAUGAUGUACCAGGAGAGAAGACGCCAGGGUGAGGAAGGUAAAGGGAGCACGUGGGAGGUUUACAGGAAGAGCUUGGAGGCAACUGGGUGCUUUGAGGGGCUGCUUCCUGGGUCAAUGGAGUAUAAGAGGGUCAUGGAGGAUGCAAUGCAAUAUUACAAGAGCUCUAAUUUGUAUUCCCGAACAAGGGAGAUACUGAGUGAACCAGUGCGGCGAAUUGAUGAAAUCCUAUCAAUGCCGUACUCGGCUGAUGAAUUUAAAGGCACUGAUCUUCCUCCUAGUGAUGAUGACUCUUGGUUGCAUGGUGGGGAUGAUGAGUUAAAUGCGGAACUCCGUGAAAGGCAGAAGGAACUGGAAGAGUAUGAAGCUGCGAAGAAGCAAAGAAGAAGUCAAAAGCAAAGUGUCUCUAGCAGUUCGAAAUCCCAGACAGACGAGUUUAAGCUUGGAGAGAUUACAGAGUCCAUGCAAGAGUUCAUUCACAAAAUGUCCAGCUUUGAGGGAGCCGAGAUUCCUGCAGACAGGAGAGAGAUGGAAUCAGUGGACCUAGAUGUCAACCAGUUCUUCAAGGCCAUGGAAUCGGUUUUAGGUGGAGGUUCACAAGAGCAAGCUGGCAGUGAUGAUGGAUUUGAUAGAAAAUCCUCAUCGUCCGACAUGGACUUUGAUGAUUCUGAUGAAGACAAUGAUUUUGCUGAAGAAUUAGGUGACAAGGAUGUGGAUGAUUCUUUUAUGGGGUCAUAUUCAGAUGCUUUAAAUAAAGAGCUAAGCAGUACCACUCUUGAGAAAAGCUUUGCUCGUGCACCACGACCGGAAACUAACAAUGAGGGUCCAUCAGAUGAUGCAGCUACUGAUGCAGAGAUGACUCCAGUUGAUGUAGAUCUGAACCUUGUCGAGAGCAUUCUUAACUCCUACUCUUCGCAACAAGGUCUUCCCGGUCCGGCUUCCAAUCUGCUAGGACUCAUGGGCGUAAAGGUCCCUCCAGAUGCUAAAAAGUCGUGA